AUGCUGCGUGUGGCAACAAUCUCGUUGUGCGCCGGCGCCCGAGCCAUGUCCUUGAAGGCCGGAGCCCAGGUGCCCAAGUUCGCUGUGACGGCGCACACGGGCGCCGCGGUCUCGUCGGACUCGCUCGCGGGCUCGGCCUACUGUUUGUGGUUCUACCCUAAGGCGGACACGGGUGGGUGAACCGCGGAGGGGCAGGCGUUCACGGCGCUCUGCGACCAAUUUAAAGCCAAGGGCUACGACCUCUACGGCGUGAGCUGCGACGCCGUCGACGCGAACAAGGCCUUCCACGAGAAGUUCGACUUCGCGUUUCCGUUGCUCUCCGACGUCGACAAGUCCAUGACGAAGGCGUUCGGCGUCUGCAAGCCGGCGAAGGACGGCUCGGACCCCUGCGACAAGUCCGCGCGCGUGACGGUCGUCGUCGGCGCCGACGGCACCGUUGUCAAGUGCAUCGACCCGUUCGACGCGCGAGAGGGGCCCGCCGCGCUCCUCGCGGAGCUCUAG
Molecule: messenger RNA, 501 nt
Organism: Pelagomonas calceolata
Lineage: Eukaryota; Pelagophyceae; Pelagomonadales; Pelagomonadaceae
Source: the annotation of a GenBank genome assembly